This is a messenger RNA of Hymenoscyphus albidus, 1305 nucleotides long. The record is from the annotation of a GenBank genome assembly. NCBI's taxonomy places the organism in Eukaryota, Fungi, Ascomycota, Leotiomycetes, Helotiales, Helotiaceae.
AUGACUUCAAGUCUUCCCAUCAGGCAGAGUGGACCAAAGUAUGGCGUCGACAAAUCACAAGCCAAAUAUGACAGAGCAGUUGAGAUUAUAAAAGAGAGACUCCCAACCAUGGGUUCUCUCAAAGGACUUCUUGUGGUAAAUUUAGGAGGUGGACGUCCAGAUAUUAUCAUCGAUGCCCGUGGCGAGCCAAAGCUCUUGGAAAAAACAGAUGAGGAGCCUGAUACCAAAGUCAACACAAAGUCAGACUACAUUAUUCAGUUCUAUAAUGGCGCACUUGAACCACGUUACGGGUAUCUCAACUCCAAACUCCAAAAUAGAAUACAGUGAAGGCUAACAGAUUGCUCUCGCAGUCUAUUCAAGGACGCUUUCUUCCACGAAGCCUCGUUGCCACAAGGAAAUCUUCGGAUUGCCAUCAAAUUUGCCGACGCUCUUUGUCCAGUGAACCCAAGUCCCCCCAAGCAUUACGAUGGAACAGAGAGGCUCCCAAAGCCAACUGAAGACCUUGAACAGGUCAAGAGCGAUGUCAGAGAAUUUGGAUAUGGUCUUGUGAAGAAUGCACUCACUCCGGAAGAGGUGGAGAAGUUGAGCUCAGCUCUCAAGCAGCAGGCCGCCGGGGAAACAAAAGCUGGAGUGUCUAGCACCGAUGGUGGACCAAACGCUCCUAACCAGCGUAUUUGGACUCUCAUCAAUAAAGGACAGGAGUUCGUCGACCUGCUUGAGCACCCCCUUAUCGAAGAAAUUGUUCCCGAGAUUCUCGGCGAGCAGGCUAUCAUCAACAGCUACACUGCCAACAUUGCACGUCCUGGUAAUGUUCCAAUGCAACUACAUACCGAUCAAGUCGCGAUUCAACCACCGAUUCGGGACAUCCCAUUCGGACUGAACAUAAUGUGGUUUCUCACGGAUGUAACAAAGGAGAAUGGCGGCACACGUGUUUUCCCAGGCUCUCAUAUUGGUCCAAUUGCGCCUGACGAUAUUUUUGACCUCGAGGGCUCCGUUGCAGCCGAAGGUCCAGCAGGUACCGCUCUCGUUUUCGAGAGUAGAAUCUGGCAUGCCACCGGACCAAAUCGAGAGACUUCUGGCGAGCGACCAGUCAUUAUGGCGUUCUUUUUCAGGUCAUUUCUUCGACAGCAAGAGAACAACUUCUUGUCUAUCAGAAAGGAAGUGGAGGAGAAUCUCUCGGACAAGGUCAAAGCGCUUCUUGGGUAUCGAACUACUGGUGCUUUAGGAGGUGUUGAAGGAGAGGUUCGGGAGGGAAUUUUCGUCAUGAAGGUUGCGAAUCCAAUUGGGCCUUUCCGCGAUGCAUAG